This is a messenger RNA of Paraglomus brasilianum, 528 nucleotides long. The record is from the annotation of a GenBank genome assembly. NCBI's taxonomy places the organism in Eukaryota, Fungi, Glomeromycota, Glomeromycetes, Paraglomerales, Paraglomeraceae.
AAGAAAGACAACCAAAAUGACGAGAUUUGGGAAAACUUGGAUGAAAUUAAUUCAUUGAAGGCAAAGUCUUAUAUAGCUGACUUGGAAUUAGAAAUUAAUAAGAAGGAGGGAAGGUGUGCUGUUCACCAAAUAACGAAAGAGGGAUUUAAAGUAGCACAACGAGGAUUACAGGAAUAUUCUGAUGCAGAGCUUAAUAGUAUGCGAACUGAAAAUCGUAACAACCUUCAAGUCGCUUCUUCAAGUGCGGUUACACAAGCUCGAUCGGGAACAUUGGAAAGCCAAGAUCAUCAAAAAGUGCAAAAAGACCUCAACUAUAAAGAAACAUUUGAUGAUAAUGGAGAUAUUAUAACUGAUGGCCUGGCUCGCCUCUGGCGAAGCCAGGAAGAAAUAUUCAUAUAUGAACAGACAGGACCGCCGGAUGUUGAUGAUAUCACUGAUUUUUACAUCCACGAUUAUAAGUUGGUUCGAACCAUGCGUGAUGUCCUGAAUAAUUCUUCGUCUUCACAACGGUAUAAAAGAUUACAAUAA